Betta splendens (Siamese fighting fish) is the source of this 6713-nucleotide messenger RNA. It is a transcript of the gene usp20, whose product is annotated as ubiquitin specific peptidase 20. Gene Ontology annotation, biological process: protein deubiquitination. Gene Ontology annotation, molecular function: zinc ion binding; cysteine-type deubiquitinase activity. The coding region runs from base 458 to 3280 and encodes 940 amino acids. The transcript has 24 exons. The record is from RefSeq and is a predicted model, not a curated record. NCBI's taxonomy places the organism in Eukaryota, Metazoa, Chordata, Actinopteri, Anabantiformes, Osphronemidae.
GGGACUUGUUUGGGGGGUGGUGGGCCGGGGUAUCGCGUCUCUCUGCUCGGCUUCUCGCUAUCUUGCUAGCACACGGUCUACGCCUGCCCGCAAACAGCAUGGAUCGGUCGCAGGAGGAGUGAAAACCACGAACACCGUCUCGGCAGCGGCUUGUGUUGGUAAAUACGAGUCAUUCAUUUACAGCUGUUGCCAUCGCUGCAGCGGGAAGACUGAUGAGCUUUGCUGGUAAACACAAGGCCUUUCACUUUGCAGAGCUGUCAGACCGACUGGCUACCUGUUUAGCUUCUGUCUGAAUCAUCAGUCGGAAACGGGGCGUUAGUGGUAUAUGUGAUUGCAGAUCAUGUGUUUUUAAGAUGAUGGAGCUAGCUUUAGCUACAGCUGCUUAUAACUUGACCCACUAUAGCUUCAUUACCACUGCCCCGUGCAAUCAGCAGACAUCCACCUGAAGUAAGUAGCCAUGGCUGAACAGGACAUCUGUCCCCAUUUGGACUGUAUUGGAGAGGUAACCAAAGACGACCUCCUUCAGAAAUCAAAGGGAACCUGCCAGUCAUGUGGCGCCGGGGGUCCGAACUUGUGGGCCUGUCUGCAGAACGACUGCCCCUAUGUUGGUUGUGGAGAGUCUUACUCCGAUCACAGCACCCUGCACGCACAGGCUAAGAAGCACAACCUGACUGUGAAUUUGACAACAUUCAGGAUCUGGUGUUAUGUGUGUGAGCGGGAGGUGUUCCUGGAGCACAGGCCUGCUCUGGUGCCUGUGCCUGCUGCUCCCCACCACUGUAAAGCCACAGAUCAGGAUGCAGCUCCUCAGCCAGCAGGUCACCCACUGAAAGCAGUCCCUAUUGCUGUGGCAGAAGAAGAAGGUUCAGAGUCAGAGGAGGAUGAGCUUAAACCCAGAGGCUUGACAGGAAUGAAAAAUAUCGGAAACUCUUGCUACAUGAACGCGGCCCUUCAAGCCUUGUCCAACUGUCCUCCUCUGACUCAGUUCUUUCUGGACUGCAGUGGAUUGGUCCGCACAGAUAAAAAGCCUGCUCUGUGUAAGAGCUACCAGAAACUAAUCUCCGAACUCUGGCAUAAAAAACGACCGAGCUAUGUUGUCCCUACCAGUCUGUCUCAUGGCAUCAAACUAGUAAACCCCAUGUUUCGUGGUUACGCUCAGCAGGACACUCAGGAGUUCCUGCGCUGUCUGAUGGACCAGCUGCAUGAGGAGCUGAAGGAGCCUCUGACAGACUGCAGCAUGAGCAGCGAGGGAAGUGACGUGGAAGAGAGACGAGAUGGCGACCGCUCCCCGUCUGAGGACGAGUUUCUGUCCUGUGACUCUGGCUCAAGCAGUGACCGGGGCGAGGGAGGGGGCGCAGGUGACGGUGAGCUGCUCAUGCAGGAGGAGUGCGACGGAGUGCGGUCACCUGCAGUGCGGCCGGUGGCCGUCAGUCCUGGCGGGGUGAUCUCAGAGAAGGAGAGGCUGAAGGAAAGAAGGGUGUCCGGCUCACCGCUCCGUGGAGGCUCUCAGGAGAUGGAUGAAGAUGCUGAUGUGGAUACAGCUGCUGAGGAGGAAGCUCCUGAACGGGGAGAAGAAGAGGAAGAGGUAACACCAGCUUUAAACAGUGAGGUCCAAAACCCGGAGAACAAUCAGACACCCAACGCUGGGCAGAGCCAGAGCAGCAACACCUCAGAGCCAGACAAUGAAGCAUCAAUGACCCAGUCCCAGUCCACACCCUGUAGUCCCGUCAGAACCCUUCAGGAGCUGCAUCCCAAGCUGUCCUCCAGUCCGCCUCGCUCUAGCCCGCUUCGUUCCGCAGGGCCGGCAUAUUCCUUCAAAAAAGCUCAGCUGCUGCUCAGCGCCAGGAAGAAGAAGCAGUCUCACUAUCGUAGCGUGAUCUCCGACAUCUUCGAUGGCUCCAUCCUCAGUCUGGUCCAGUGUUUAACCUGUGACAGGGUCUCUACCACAGUGGAAACAUUUCAAGACUUGUCCCUCCCUAUUCCUGGUAAAGAGGACUUGGCUAAGCUUCACUCCUCCAUCCAUCAGAACCUUCCAGUCAAGACAGGCGUGUGUCCCGACACUUACGGCUCACAGGGCUGGAUCUCCUACAUUAUGGACUCCAUACGUCGGUUCGUAGUAUCGUGCAUCCCCAGUUGGUUUUGGGGGCCCAUGGUUACAUUGGAGGACUGUCUUGCUGCCUUCUUUGCUGCAGAUGAACUCAAAGGCGACAACAUGUAUAGCUGCGAAAGAUGUAAAAAGUUAAGAAAUGGUGUCAAAUACUGCAAAGUGCUUCGACUUCCUGAGAUUCUGUGCAUUCACCUGAAACGGUUCCGCCACGAAGUCAUGUAUUCGUUCAAGAUCAGCAGUCACGUGUCCUUCCCGUUGGAGGGCCUGGACAUGCGGCCUUUCCUCGCCAAAGAGAGUCCGUCCCAAGUCACCACGUACGAUCUGCUCUCAGUCAUAUGUCACCACGGAACGGCAGGAAGUGGACACUACAUAGCUUACUGUCAGAAUGUGAUCAACGGCCAAUGGUAUGAGUUUGAUGACCAGUAUGUCACAGAAGUGCAUGAGACAGUGGUGCAGAAUGCAGAGGCCUAUGUCUUAUUCUACAGGAAAAGUAGUGAAGAGUCGGUGAGGGAGAGGCAGAAGGUGGUGGCUCUGGCCAACAUGAAAGAACCCAGCCUGCUGCAGUUCUACAUCUCCAGAGAAUGGCUGAACAAGUUCAACACCUUCGCGGAGCCAGGCCCCAUCAGCAAUCACACGUUUCUUUGUCAGCACGGAGGGAUUCCUCCAAACAAAUACCACUACAUAGACGACCUGGUGGUGAUUGUUCCUCAGAAUGUUUGGGAGUACCUUUACAACAGCUUUGGAGGUGGGCCUGCUGUCAACCACCUGUACAUGUGUGCCAUCUGCCAGGUCGAAAUCGAAGCUUUAGCUAAGCGCAGGAAAAUGGAAAUAGACACCUUCAUCAAGCUGAACAAAGAGUUCCAGGCUGAGGAGGCGCCCACUGUGAUCCUGUGUAUCAGCAUGCAGUGGUUUAGAGAGUGGGAGGGCUUCGUGAAGGGCAAGGACAACGAGCCCCCCGGAUCCAUAGACAACAGCAAGAUUGGUGUUAUGAAAGGAGGACACAUACAACUGAAGCAAGGUGCAGACUAUGGUCAGAUCUCAGAGGAGACGUGGCAGUAUUUGUUGGGCAUCUAUGGCGGAGGCCCUGAGAUCGCGGUGAGACAGACCGUGGCCCCUGCGGACCCGGACAGCCUUCACGGAGAGAGGAAAAUCGAGGCAGAAACCAGAGCGCUUUGAGAUAGAGAGAGGUCUCCUGAUUCCCUCUUUUCAGACCCGACCUCACAUGAAGCUGAGGAUUUCGCACGUUGGUGAAGAAGCCUCUCUGUGAGCACUCUGUAAAUGUAGCGACACAUUUUUCUGAAGCUGUGUUGCAGGAGAUCAAGACGGUACAGAAAUAUCUUUCUGUUUAUUUAUUGGAUAACUCUGAUCCGCCGUGUUAAGGUAUAAAAAAGCAAGCUGUCGCGUCACAUGGGAGCUGUUUUUGUUAGCUAUGCCGUCUCAUUGGCUGUUCUAGUGACUAGUGACUACUGCUGUGUGACGGCUGCUGGUGUCACAAACCAGAAGGCUGAGCUACAGCACGUUGGCUUUGAGGAGUCUGCUUCUUUGAAAGCAACAGCCAAGAGACAUUAAGGUUUCCAAUGUUUGCCUGUUUACUAGUUACUUAGAAACUAAUUCAGACUUAAAUACACAGUACACCAGGCCCUCAGGAAAUGGAAGGAUUUUAUUUAAGGUAGUAAACUGAUCAAGUUUCUAGUUCAAGGAACUAGAAAACUAGAAAACUACAACAGGUUUGUUUUGAAACUAAAUAAUGUGCAUGUGUGGAUUCUCAUGGUUGUUUGCAUUUAGAAAGCUUUAAAUGCAUGCAGCUGCAGCUUCUCUGCUGGACCAGAAUGAAUUCCUUUGUGCUUAUUUAUUAUUUUCUCAAAAUUAAUGAACUAUUGAGUCACUUUAGAAUACUUCUCCACAGGUGAUAACUACACAAAUGGCAACAGAGAUGUAUAGAUAUGUAUACAACAAAUAGAGUAACUGUAAUUUUCUUAAAAAAAGACAAAGACAAUGUAAUUUAGGCCACGUAGAGAAGGAGGAUGUUGUAUCAGUGCAAUAAUGUUUCAAAUGACGACACAAGAGUGUAAACGAUGUCUGCUUUAGUUUUUGUUUUUUAGAAGGAAUACCCCAAAUUUGAUACCUAUUCAAGUCAAAGAGCAGCAAAGCUGCAAAGCAAUUAAAAAUGCAUAAUUAGAAAUAAACUACAUAAUAGCACAACAUGCAUAACAACAACCCUUCCCUCAUUGUAAAUGAAGUAGGAUUUCUGUUUAUGCGUUAUUUUAGAAUGUGUUUUAAACAUUAGGUCUUACAAAAUCACAAAACAAAACAAAAUCACAACAAAGCAUCUGAAGCCGUAGGUUGUACCCCCCCACCACACACACACACACACACACACACACACACACACACACACACACACACACACACACACACACACACACACACACACACACACACACACACACACACACACACACACACUCACACACACACACACACCCUGAUCACUUAUCACCUGUGUGAAAAUAGCUUAGAUCAUAUCUUGUAUUAUCUUUCCUUUCUUUCUCCUCUAAUGACAAUGGCCAUGGUAAAACCUUCAGUCGCCCCAUUCAGAGGUACUUACAGCCUUAUCUAUCAUUUGUCACAUACGCAGUACGUAAGUAAAGUAAAUCAACUGGGAGAGUAAUGUUGGAAAACAAAUCAGUUAUGUGAGACGUAAAAGGAACAUCGGCACUGAGAUGGGCCUGAUCUCAGAAUUCAUUCCUUUGAAAAAAUAAAACUAUUUUUCUAGGAGGGCAGUUGUUUUACACAGCGGAAACAGAUUAGUUAAAUCCAACAAGCUCCACCAGCAGAUGCACCUAAAGCGCUGAUACGUUGCUGCUCACUUUAAUCCAUAGGAAAGAAGCGUAACAAGGACAAGUUGGGGCCAGUUUUUGCUGCAGCUCCAUGUGCAACUACUGUAGGUUACAGACAGACAGCUCAGCUGUUCAAACUAGUCAUUGAAACAUACAAGAAUUAAUUACUCAUUUAAAUGAGGCUGGACCCAAAGGUAGAGAGUCAGAGUGUAAACACCAGGAAACCAAUUUCAUUGAAUAAGGUGCAACUAAUAACACCUUCAAACAAAAGCAGUAACUGAAAAGUCGGGAAAAAUCAGUCAACAAUAGCAGCUUCCUGCAAAGCACCAUGGGAACACACAAUCCUGUCUUCAAAUAAGAGUGGAUCCAACAGUCUCCUCAGUAUCAGAUCAUGAAAUAAUGCUGUAGAGCAGGAAGAUGUCUGAACAACCUUGUCACUAAACUCACAUGUUCUCGGUUCAACUAUGGUCAGCAACAUGGAACAAACAGACAAUCUGUUAAAGGGGAGAGUGGAUGAGAGGGAGCAAGGGGUCAAAACAGGAAGUGGGCGUGUUCGGAUGUGAAGGGUGUGGUCGGAAGUGAUGGGCGUGGCCUGAGCAGAGCAGCAGGGCAGAGCAAGCCAGGCAUCGUGAUGACAACCACAUCCCAAUCUUCUUCUAGACACCCUGAGUCACAAACAGCUGCGACUCCAGGGGAAGCCAGACACACGUCUGAUGGAUAAGCGUUAAUCUGUGACUGUCUAGCAGAAGGUGUUUCCACUGUCAACAUCCUUUUAUGGUUUUUCCAGGAAGGCGUUCAAAGACACCAACCCGUCCUCCCUCCGGGCUUUUCACCACAGAUAUGUAGUCUUGUCUUAGCGGAAAAGAGCCAGGUGUGACUAACACCGACAAUAAGCUCUGGAUUGAAUUAAAAGCCUCAGUAAUUGUUUUUUUCACCACAUCUCUUUUUGGCCUCUGCCCAAGACUAACUGCUAGAAAGGAGUCAGCGUGACAACAGAUGGGUUUAAACUUAAAAACCAUGUCAGGUGGCAAAUCUCUAAAGCGGCCUCAUUGUUAAAUUGUCUUAAUUAGACACGUUACAGAGACAAAUACAUACACGGUGGUCUAGUUUGUGUUAAUGUCACUGUUAAGGCUCACAUACACAGAUAUUGUGGAAUGAAUCUAUAUCUGGAGAUAUAAAUUAUAUCAAGUGGGAGCAGGCAUCUUUAAAGCGUUUGCUUUCCCACGUCUUUUAAUGUUAUUCCAGACAGACUUCGUUGGUCCAAGGAUGUCCAUCUGUUCAGUGGAGACAGUUUAUUUGUCUUAAAAAAACAUAGCUGUGUGAGUUUUUCCCUGUUGCACAAGUUCAGAUUGUAUCUACAAGAGAUGAUGUUGCUGCUGUGAAUGUGUCUUUCGAUACUUCUUGGGGGAGUAAGUGCAAUAAAAAAAGACUUCAUCAUUCGAGAGCCGGGUCAGAUUUCGGGCCCAUGCAGGUUUGCACUCUGAACUCUGGGCCGGUGCAGCCGAUGAUAUGCUGCAGUGACAUCUUGACUGGUUGUUACUGUGUGUGAGUGUGUUUGCUGGUGACAUCACUGUGGCAGCACAGCAGGAAGGCAGGGACUCACAUUUCCAUAGAUUUCCUAGUGUGUGGCUGUUGUGCUAUGAUAAUGGUGAUUGUUUGAUUAAGUGGGACUUAAGUCUUUACCUUAAUUCAGUGACAUGUCUUAAUGUCUGCUUAACUGCUGUAAUUACUCAUGACUAGUUAAAUUAUUAAAAUGUCUCUGUCUUUGA